AUGGCUUCGGGGCGAGUUGCCGCGCAGGUGGAGACGGCUCAAGGAGGAACGGCGCAAGGAGGGACGGCGCAAGGGGGGACGGCGCACGGGGGGACGGCGCAAGGGGGUACGGCGCAAGGGGGGACGGCGCAAGGGGGGACGGCGCAAGGGGGAACGGCGGCGGCGGGGGCGGCGAGGAGACAUCGACGAUUCGGGAGCUGGGAUCUCACUGUCAGGUCCGCAGCCGCCGCCGCUGCUGACGAAACUCGCCCCUCGGAACAAGCGCCAGCGGCUCGACACGUGGUAGUUUUUGAGAGGUCGGCUGUAGCGCCAGAGGCGGGUGUGCGGGGAGGAUCGAACAGCUGUUCACGGCCGCCAUCGGCGCCAACAUCGCCAGGACACGUGGCAGCGUCUGGUUCAGAGGCGUCUCAAAAACAGUCGGCGCCAGCAUCCAUGGGACGCGUGGCAGCAGCAGCGUUUGGAGGAGCUGUGGAUGCCGCGGCGCGGUCAACGGCAGGUUCUGCAGCAGCUGCUGAAGUUUCUGAGCUUUCUGUGGUGUCUGCUGCUUCUGCAGUUGCUGAAAUGAAUGCUGUUUUCGCUGCUUCUUCGGCUCCUGCCGUUUCUGCUGCGUCAGCUGCGGAUGGGAGCGCACAGGAACUGAUGGCACCGCAGCAGCAGCCUAGUCGCCGACAGCACCUUCGGAGCCGAAUCAUGUCAUCCAUGGUCAACGCUAUAACCAUGCAACGCGGCCAUCCCCAGCCCCACCAGCUGCCGCCUAACCCGCUCCCGCCGUCCUCCUCUCUCCCCGGCGCGAGCGGGCUCCCUCCCUCUUCCUCUCUCCCGCCGUCCUCCUCUCUCUCCAGCAGCGGGAGGCUUGCCGGCCGCGCCGGCGCUGCUGCUGCCGCUGCUGCUGCUACCGGCUGGCCGGCUGUAGCAAACGCACGGGGGGUGGGUCCGCUGCUCACGCACGUGCAGGCGCUGGUGCUGGCGCUGGUGCUGGCGCUGGGGCGCUGGUGCUGGCGCUAG
This is a messenger RNA of Closterium sp. NIES-65, 1005 nucleotides long. The record is from the annotation of a GenBank genome assembly. NCBI's taxonomy places the organism in Eukaryota, Viridiplantae, Streptophyta, Zygnematophyceae, Desmidiales, Closteriaceae.